Molecule: messenger RNA, 6289 nt
Organism: Peromyscus leucopus (white-footed mouse)
Lineage: Eukaryota; Metazoa; Chordata; Mammalia; Rodentia; Cricetidae
Gene: Qser1
Product: glutamine and serine rich 1
Exons: 12
Coding region: 280-5385 (1701 amino acids)
Source: RefSeq, a predicted model, not a curated record
AGACCCCGCCAUGGACGCGCACUACGCGCCGGCGGGCUUCGCCGAGCCUCCCGCGCCCCCGCCAGCGCCGCCACGCAGCCCGCCGCCCCCGCCUGGGCCUACGAAGCCCGAGUCCCGACCGCCGCCUCCAGCCCCAGCUGCAGCGGGAGCAGCCCCAGCCUCAAGGCCAGCUAUGAAGAUGGACAUCCCACACAGUCUGAACCAGAUAUCCUUCAAAGACAGACAUUUGCAGCUUCUCAUCAGCUUCCUGGUUAUGGCACCACUCCUCAAGCAACUGGCAUGCAUUCCUCAGCAACAACUGAACUGUUUGUUACGGGACCCCUGCCCGCUGCUGGAACACUUCCACCACCUGUGCUGUCCGCCUACCAGCACCCCGCUCCCUUUAGCAAUAGAAACUUUGUGACCACCUCACCUCUGGUGCUUCAGGAUUCAUCUUUUAACACUACAUCAAAUGGAAUUUUAAACCCUCAUGAUCCUUUGCUACAAAUUAAGACUUCCCAGGGAACUGUUCCAACUGCUUUGGCAUUUGAGCGCCUAGGCAGUUCUGCAUUAAGUAACAGCAUACCACCUCAGUCUUCAACAUAUCGUUCAGCUCAAGAGUCAGCACCCCAUCUUUUACAACCUCAAUUUAGUUUGUUGCCUUCAACACUUGGGGGAGCCCAGCAAACCCCUCAAGCCUACAGUUCAGCUCUUUUUACUAGUUCUGCUGCUUCCAUUGAAAGAGCCCUUCUUCGAGAAUGUAGUGUUAUUAAACACCACCAGCGGCCUUCAAGUACCCAGUCUAUUCAGGCACAACUGACUGGUUCACAGCAUCCCUUACAUAGUUAUCUAUCAAGUGCAAGUAUUGGUAAUUUUCAGGAAACAUCCAGGCAGUCAUCUUUAUCCUGUAGCUCAAUUCGAGAUUCUACUCAGGUGAGCAAUGGAGCAUUGCAACAGAAGACCCCUCAGGUCUCAGCAGAACUUGCUCAGUCUUAUUCAUCUGUAAUUCCAUCAUCAGGGUACCUUCCUUCUGCUACAAAAGUAGAUGGCUGUUCUACAAAACAACCACUAACAUCAACUACAAUUCUGAAGCCUCAAAGUGUGAUUCCUCCUGUGCAAACACUAAACUAUUCUAAACCUUUACAUAAUCAGAGUUCUGUAAUAUCAGGUCAAGCACAAAUUUAUUCUACAGCACAGCUACCCAGCCUUUUAUCAGUCAGUCAGUCCCAAAAUUAUGGUUUAGUACAGCCACAUAAUGUGCCAUCUAUUGUUCAUUCACAUGUUUAUAGGUCCAGCAGGGUUGAGAAAUUGCCAUCCUUAUACAAAACAUUGACUUUUUCUGGGUCAUCUCAGCCUGUAACCUCUGAAAAUGAGACACUUAGUUAUUCAUCCAAUCAGCAAGAAGUAUUAUCUUUAGUUACAAAUGAGAAUUACCCUGCUCAGACAGGAGACCUGUCAUCAGUAGGUCACUCUCAGGGUCUGUCACCAGUUAGCCAAACACAGGUCAGUUAUUCAUCUCAGUCACAAGUUUUAUCAGUUGUUAGCCCUUCAGAAAGCUAUGCGUCGGGACAGUCUCUGACAUUAACAGCUCCUUCUCUUUCUUAUUCUUCUGCCUCUCGGGGCCAGAGCUUGCCAGAUUCUAGUCCAACACCAAAUUAUAUUUCUAUGCAUUCAUCCCCAAACACUCACACCCAAGGAUCUUCACCACCUCAGCCCCAAAAGUUUUUGCCUGCUGUGCAGUCAUCUUUUGCAUCCUCUACUCGUGGUCAGGCAAUACAGAAUAGCAUACCUUCCCCUGAUCCAAAGUCUUAUGCUGAGAGAAAACUUGACUCAAAUGUGUAUACAUCCUCAAAGCAAGAUGAUGAUUUUCCAGUGCAAAAGUUACAGGCAUUGCAGUCACAGGCAUCUCUUGAGUCAAGCCAAAGGCUACCUGAUGGAGAAGGAACUGCUCAAGAGUCAGUUUAUAAGACAUCAAAGUCAGAUGACCGAUAUUCUCAGAGGAUAGCCAGAAACAACUCCCACCUUGAAGACCAAGUUGUUGGAGUUGCUCUCCGGGGCUCAAAACAAGAAGAAAGCAUGGUUGGUCCAGUGACACAGCUUAGCCAGCAAAGUGGCCAGCCCAGUAAUGCACUAAACUCCGAUCUUAAGAAGGCAACUAAUUUAAUGCAAGCUCCACAGAUAAGGUUGAACACUAAAGACCUCAACCAGCAGCAUUCUCUCAUCCAUAAGAUGCAUGAAGCCAAGGUUCAGGAACAGCAUGAUCAAAUAAUUAGUGCCUCAUCUCAGAUACAGAUUCCAAAUCAUGCUUUAGGGCAUAGCCAUCAGGCUCUUCCUAAUACACCAGUCCUUUUAGAUUCUGCCUGUGAUUUACAGAUUCUUCAGCAGGCUGGGAUUCUGCAGGCAAGCCUGGGACAAGCAAAGCCAUCUUUACAAGUACAACGUGUACAGAGUCCUCAACAAGUAGUCCAUCCUUUCCUUCAGAUGGAUGGUCAUAUCAUCCAGAGCAAUGGUGAACAUCCCCAGGAGCUCCAUCCUCAAAAUUCUGAUAUUAUGAAACUAGACCUCCCUGAACCUUCAAAACCUUUGCAGCAGCUAACAACGAAGGGCCCUUUCAAUGAAACCAAUCCACAUGAUUCAAAGAAUCAGUUUGUUUCUCUUGGAUCAAUAUGCUUCCCAGAGGCAAUGCUUCUCAGUGAUGAAAGAAAUAUUUUAUCAAAUGUAGAUGACAUCUUGGCAGCUACAGCAGCAGCUUGUGGGGUUACACCCUCUGACUUUUCCAAGUCAACUUCAAAUGAAACCAUGCAGGCUGUUGAAGGUGGUGAUUCUAAAUCUCAUUUUCAGCAGUCAUUAGAUGUCAGGCAGGUGAAUUCAGACUUUAUAACAGCUACAGUAGGAAAGCCACAGAAUAUUAAUGACAUUUCCUUAAAUGGAAAUCAGGUUACUGUAAACCUUUCAUCAGUACCCACCCUUCAGUCAAAAACAAUCCUUGAUCAACAGCAUGUGGAAGCAUCUGGUCAAAAUAUACCAACUAAAGCACCUUCAUCCAUGGUUGGACCAGGUCAUGAAGUUCAGGAGCAAAGUUCUGACCCAUUUAAGAAACAGUUGGUUAUAAAUCAUGAAUCUAAAGAAGAUAGUGAAAUUGCUCUUGACAGUGCAUUGAGUAAUAACAGAAAUCAAGAGUUUGUUUCUGCUAGCCAGAGCAUAAGUGGAGAGAAUGCAGCAUCAGAGAGUGACUUUACCCUAGUAGGUGAGGACAGUGCUAUGUCGGUGGACCAUAGAAGGAGCACACUUGCCCUGCUGGCCAUGGCGCAGCCUGGGGAUGCAGCCAGUGGCAAGACUGAAGAGGAGAAGCAAGAUGGGACAUAUUUUAACCUUCCCAAGACAAAAGCUAAAGGAAAAGGACAAGGUAAAGAGGAAGAGGACAGUAGUCAGAAACAACUGAAAAAGUCUGCCCAAGGCAAGCGCCAGAACCCCAGGGGUACAGACAUGUAUUUACCGUAUACUCCCCCUUCCUCAGAAAGCUGUGAUGAAGGUUACCAGCAUCAAGAAAAGAUGAGGCAGAAGAUCAAGGAAGUAGAGGAGAAGCAGCCAGAGGUCAAAACAGGAUUUAUUGCUUCUUUUUUAGACUUUCUGAAGUGUGGGCCCAAGCAACAGUUUUCCACCCUUGCUGUUCGAAUGCCUAAUAAGACCAGACGAUCAGGAACCCAAGUCACCCGGAACAUCUAUCCCCCACCACUUGCAAAGGUGUCACCCGCAACGCCUGUGCCAUUAGCAUUGGAGACUGGAGGGGUCAGUCCAUCAGAAAAAGUUGACAAUGAACUUAAAAAUGUAGAACAAUUGUCUUCCUUUUCUUCUGAUGAGGAAGACCCUGGUAUGUGUGGCCAUGAUAUCUAUAAGAACAUCUCUGCUCCCUUAACUGCGUUGGAUGCUACUUCUGAUAAAACAAAGAAAACAGUUUCAGAAGCUCUACCUAUGUCAACUCCUGGUGCAUCUGCCGAGACAGCUGGUGCUGCUCCCACUUCCUCCUCUGCUGGUGCAGUUAAACAAGACCUUCAUUUGACUUCAUCUGCUGCAAACGCCCUGGAAAAUGCAAACUCCACAGAACCCCCCAAAGCCAUCCAACUUGAUAGUCUUCCUGCAGACCAGUUUGCUAAAGGACAAGCUACAGUUGCCAUAGAAGGUUUUACAGAUGAGGAAAAUAUAGAAAGUGGAGGAGAAGGCCAAUACAAAGAACGCGAUGAAUUUGUGGUAAAGAUAGAAGACAUAGAGACAUUUAAGGAGGCUUUAAAUGUAGGAAAAGAGCCCCCAGCUAUUUGGAAAGUACAGAAAGCUUUGUUACAGAAAUUUGUUCCGGAAAUUCGAGAUGGGCAAAGAGAAUUUGCAGCUACAAAUAGUUACCUUGGAUAUUUUGGAGAUGCAAAAACUAAAUACAAAAGAAUAUAUGUAAAGGUCAUUGAAAAUGCAAACAAAAAGGAGUAUGUCAGAGUGUGUUCCAAAAAACCAAGAAAUAAGCCUUCACAAGCUAUCAGAAAUGUUCUAUCUAAGCCAAGUAGCAGUAAAACUUCUGACCCACCAGUGUCAAAAACUACAACUACAAAAGCCUCUUCCACAAAACCCAAAGUUAAACAGCUCAAAAUGAAGGCUGAGCCACCACCAAAGAAACGGAAGAAAUGGAAAGAAGAAUUUUCAUCAUCACAGUCUGAAUCAUCUCCUGAGGUCCGUUCUAGCAGUAGUGAGGAUGAGGAAUUGGAUCCUCCAGCUCCCUUUGUCACGCGUUUUCUGAACACAAGAGCAAUGAAGGAGACUUUCAAGAGUUACAUGGAGUUGCUUGUUAGCAUUGCUCUGGAUCCAGACACUAUGCAAGCCCUAGAAAAGAGCAACGGUAUGGCCUGCUACGGAGCACAUUCAAAAGUUCUUUAUGAGCUACUUUUACCACAUAUGAAAAAAAUAGAUGGAAUGCUGAAUGAUAACCGGAAAAGACUUCUUGGAAAUCUUCAUUUGGACCAGCCAUUCAAGAAUGCUUUGGAAAGUUUUCCUGAACUAACAAUUAUUACUCGAGACUCUAAAGCAAAAAGCGGAGGAUCUGCUAUUUCUAAAAUAAAAAUGAAUGGCAAAGCUUAUAAUAAGAAAACUCUAAGGACUUCUAAAACAACCACUAAGUCUGCACAGGAGUUUGCUGUUGAUCCAGAGAAAAUACAAUUAUAUUCAUUAUAUCAUUCACUCCAUCAUUAUAAAUACCAUGUUUAUCUAAUAUGUAAGAACGAGAUAUCGUCUGUGCAGAAAAAAAAUGAAGAUUUAGGACAGGAAGAAAUUGUUCAACUUUGUAUGAAAAAUGUAAAGUGGGUGGAGGAUCUAUUUGAAAAAUUUGGAGAACUUCUAAAUCAUGUACAACAGAAAUGUUCCUAACAUUUCCACAAAAUCCCACCUUUUAUAGCACUAAUGAAAUGUCAUAGUGUCAUAGAUAAUCAAAUCUCCAGCAGUGGUCUCUUGCAGACAUGCCCAGUACCAUAGGGGACUUUGACCAGGACCUUUGCUGAGGACAGUGGUGCUGCCACGGAAGCCAGUCCUUUUAUCUGAAUGAAUGAUUUUUCUAGUUUUUAAACUGUGGGGUGACUGAGUUUUUUAUUUUCAGAGACAUCUUUUGACAAAUGAUAAGCAUGCACUAAGUAUAAUUUUAUUGCUAGAGAAAUAACAUUGAAGUGACCUGACUUCCCCCAUGACUGGUGUCAGAACAAAAGAGGUGGCAGAAAGCAUUCGCCUGGUCACAGUGUUCAAAGUAGUGUACAUUGUGUAGACGGAUCUGGUAUGGUGUGACAUCCUGUGUGAGAGUGUCUUCAGUUUAAAACAUGGAACUCAGAAGCUGCGUUCUGCUCUGUGGAGUCCUUUAACAUGUCCAGGAAACUGGGUGUGGAACUGUGCAAUUCUGUGACUGCUUUUCGUGUCAAGUUCUAUUGUGAUAAAAAAAAGUGACAUACUAUUUUCCCUGUUUUAAUGAAAAGUAUUUUUGUUUAUAAUGUGUUUGUUCCUUUGGAAAAUUUUCAAUUGUACAUUUUAUUUUACUAAUAGUUGUAUUUUUCACAAAGGAAAUGUGGUUUUAAUUUUUCUAUCCAUACUUCAUUGUUUUCAGUAAACCCUGUGUAGAUACAUGUCAUUUGCGUGGUAGAUUCUGUCUGGAGGUGGCUGUUUUUGUUUGCCCUGUUGUUACUCAGAAUAUUCAUUUGGUGCUAGAAUUAGUUUAGCUUUAUAAACGGGACUGUGUGAAACACUGCACUAAUUUCAUAUUUCAUGAAAUAAAUUUCUUACCAAACUA